Messenger RNA from Lactuca sativa (garden lettuce), 865 nucleotides. RefSeq names its product LOB domain-containing protein 20 (gene LBD20). The record is from RefSeq and is a predicted model, not a curated record. Gene Ontology annotation, cellular component: nucleus. Gene Ontology annotation, biological process: hormone-mediated signaling pathway; positive regulation of DNA-templated transcription. Lineage: Eukaryota; Viridiplantae; Streptophyta; Magnoliopsida; Asterales; Asteraceae.
CUCCAAAACCCCACACUUCCUUCCUUCAAUCUCUCCACCAUGGCCGACACACAUCGGGACCCACCACCACCAGACACUCGCCGAGGAGCCGGAAAACGAACCGCCGCCGCCGCCGCCCCAUUUGAAGCAGCAACAUCUGAACCAGGCUCAAUCCCAAACCCUCCUUGUGGAGCAUGCAAAUUCUUAAGAAGAAAAUGCGUCAACGGGUGCAUCUUCGCACCCUACUUCGGGUCUGACCAGGGUGCAGCCCGUUUCGCAGCAGUGCAUAAGGUGUUUGGCGCCAGCAACGUGUCCAAACUCCUUACGCACAUUCCAGUGAACCGGCGGCAACAUGCAGUCGUGACCAUCUCUUACGAGGCCCAAGCCCGCUUGUCGGACCCGGUCUACGGUUGCGUCUCAACCGUCCUUGCUUUACAACAACAGGUGGCAGCGUUGCAGACUGAAUUAGCAAUGGUGCAAAACCAGCUGAUAAACAAUAGACUUAUAGUGGCAAAUGCGAUUCAGAAUUCACAACAGCAAUUGGAACCCAUGCAUCAUCUUUCAUUGUUGCAGCCUGCGUAUUCGAAUGCUUCUUCUGCUUCGAAUAAUAUACUUAACAUGAACAGCUUUGAUUCUAGCUUGAAUAAUCUUGGAGAUGAUCAUCAGAGUGGAACACUUUCACAGAGUUUUAAUCCUCUGCAACUAUGUCAACCUUGUCAUGAUGAAGAAGAUGAUGAUGAGGAAGAAAGUGGGGACCCUUUGGCCUUUGCCAAUCAAAUUCUCCAAUCACGAUGAUUAUUAGUUUUAUUUUUCAAAGUGGUCUUAACAAUGAUUAUGCAAUUAUGACUUUAAGUUUGCAUUUUCAGAAAAUGGAAUAAAAAGAACC